CUCCAGAGCCGCUCGUGUGCAAUGUCAGGCUGCGUCCGCUAGAGCGCGCUUGGAGCAUCAAUACAAAUGCCCUCACAUCAUCGCUGGCUGAAUGCGUCAAGCGCACCGUAAGCAGCGAAAAAAGGGGGGCAUCUUAUCGGUACAGAGACCCCAAGAGCGCCGUGUGUUCCCGGGGCCUAACCACAGCCGCAACAGGGUCUUGGGGGACAUUGAUACGCACCUCGACGUCCAGGAAAAGCGAGUGCGUUCUCAUCCAAAAACAUGGGGGCCACACAGCUUCUGGUGCUGCUGUCAGUCACCAUGCUCCACUUGGUGUCAGGUAUGAGCUUCAUGACUCCAGAACCUGAUACACCUCCGACCUCCAGCCCGGACGCCUAUCCCCCCCGGGAGCUACUCCACGCCGCCCUGCAAAGUAAAGAGUACCUUGGACAACCCGCCACAGGUACGACCACCAACCCCACCCAGGCUGUGCCCAGGCUGAGGCAGAGCGAGGCCACCGCAGCGGGUCUCUCUCCGGGUAUGCUGACCACAAGUCCCUCCAGGCAGUCUGGGCUGAGGAGCUCCAUGUCCUCCCUGCCUGUGGAGGAGGAGACCACUACCACUCUGAUCACGACUACUACCAUCACCACCAUGCACGCUCCAGUACAAUGCAACGCAACCUUGUCCGCUAUGGAAGAUGUGGUUGAGUCACCAGACCCGAGCACCGUGUCCCCCCUGGAGUGUACCUAUAGCAUCACCGUCUACUCGGGCUAUGGAGUGGAGAUUCAGGUAAAGAAGGUUGACCUGUCCCGAGAUGAGUCCCUGACCAUUCUGACCUACGGGAGUCAGGGCCUGAAGUUUUUAGCCGACAAAGCGGUGAUGAGCGAGGGCCAGGUCAUCCGCAGUCCCACCAACCAGGUCUUCAUCCACUACAAGAGCCGUCGCCAGAGCAAUCACGGGGUGUUCAGCCUGCACUAUCAAGCCUAUGUGCUGUCCUGCCCGUUCCCUCGCUCCCCUGAGAACGGAGGAGUGACCGUGACGGACAUCCACCCCGGAGGUCAGGCUCAUUUCCACUGUGACCCCGGCUUCCAGGUCAGAGGUCAUGAAGUCGCGUCUUGCAUCAAUGCCACCGAGCCGCGCUGGAGUACGCCGGAACCGCAGUGUGUUGCCGUUUCGUGUGGAGGUUGGGUUCGUAAUGCCACAGUGGGUCGUAUCCUGUCCCCUCCGCCUCCCACCGUCAGUAACCACAGCUCUGGGAACAACUUGAGCUGUCACUGGCUCAUAGAGGCCAAGGAGGGCCACCGGCUGCACCUGCACUUUGAGAGGAUCGCACUCGACGAAGAUGAAGACAGACUGAUCGUGCGCAGCGGGAACAGCUCGUCGUCUCCGUCUCUGUUUGACUCAGAUGCAGACGAUGUACCAGAGCGCGGCCUCCUCAGUGAGAGCUCUGCCCUCUACCUGGAGCUGACCGCAGACUCCUCCUCCAUCCCUCUGCUCCUGGCCCUGCGCUACGAAGCCUUUGAUGAUGAGCACUGCUGGGAGCCGUACAUGCCCCACGGGAACUUCACCAGCAGUGACCUGAGCUUCCAGCUGGGCACCACGGUCAGCUUCACCUGCUCCCCGGGCUUCGUCAUGGAGCAGGGGUCAUCGGCCAUAGAGUGUGUAGACCCCAGCAACCCACACUGGAACGAUACUGAGCCCGUGUGCAAAGCUCUGUGCGGAGGUGACCUGACGGAGCCCUCUGGGACCAUCCUGUCUCCUGAUUGGCCGCAGAGUUACUCCAAAGGUCUGGACUGUGUGUGGCAGAUCCACGGCAGCGAGGACAAGCGCAUCGAGCUGGAUAUCCACAUCCUGAACAUCCGGCACAUGGAUGUACUCACAGUGUUCGACGGGCGGGACCUGAUGUCUCAUGUGAUUGGACAGUACCUGGGCUCUAAAGAGCGCUUCCAGGUGGUGUCCGGGGGGUCAGAGAUCACCAUCCAGUUCCAGAGUGACCCGGAUGAUUCCAGUUUCAUCCUGAGCCAGGGUUUCCUCAUCCACUACAGAGAGGUGGAGCCCAACGACACGUGCCCCACCCUCCCUCAGAUUGAGUUUGGUUGGAUCAGCUCGUCUCACCCUUCACACGUCAGGGGCAGCGUGCUCACCUACACCUGUCUGCCAGGGUACGACAUCAGCGGCACUGACAUCAUCACCUGCCAAUGGGAUCUCUCCUGGAGCAGCAGCCCACCCACUUGUGUCAAAGUUCAGCAGUGCCCAGACCCGGGGGAGGUAGUGAACGGAGCACGGUCAGUCCGUCCUGAAGCUGGCUUCGCUGUCGGGACAGUGGUGCGUUUCUCCUGUAACCAAGGAUAUCAACUGGAAGGGCCCAGUCAGAUCUCCUGCCACGGCCGCGAUACGGGGACCCCCAAGUGGAGCGACCGUGGCCCAAAAUGUGUCUUGAAGUACGACCCCUGCCCAAACCCCGGCGUCCCUGACAACGGUUACCAGACGCUGUACAAGCACAGCUACCAGGCGGGGGAGACACUGCGCUUCUUCUGCUACGACGGCUACGAGCUGAUCGGAGAGGUCAUCAUCACCUGUGUGCCCGGGCAUCCGUCACAGUGGAACAGCCCGCCACCAUUUUGCAAAGUGGCCUACGAGGAGCUGUUGGAGGAUCACAAAUUAGAAGUCUCUCAGUCGUUUGAGCCAUCUCACCAGAUCCUGGGCGAGAACAUUGCUCUGGCCAUCAUCCUGCCCAUCAUCCUCGUCAUUCUGUUGAUCGGAGGAAUUUACAUGUACUACACAAACAUCUGCAGAUUAGAAUGGAAGCCUCUGUUCUGGAAGUCCCUCUCCCACACACACUCCUACAGCCCCAUCACGGUGGAGUCGGACUUCAACAACCCACUCUACGAAGCAGGGGAUACACGAGAAUAUGAAGUUUCCAUUUAAAAGUUCGUGGGUACUACCAAAAUUACACAAAGAAAGAUACAUUUUAAUGCAUUUUUUAAGAGAUAAUGUUUAUAUUAUUUACAAUGCCUUUCUUUGCUUUUUUUAUUUAUGUAUUUAUUUAUUUAUUUUGAAAACUCUGUGACAUAAAAGUGCUUUUCUUUUUUAUAUUGGCCCAAUCAUGGAUUCUAUUUUGCGAUUCGUCAAGACUGGUGCCUUAUCAAGGGUAUGGAAAUUCCAACAACAAAAAAGGCCAGCGUGUUGUUUAUUUAUUGAAUUCAUUUAUAAUUUUUGUAUUUAUUUAUUUAUGUAUUUAUUUAUAUGUAUUUAUUUAUAGGCCAAACGUAAACGGCAACUUGGCAAUAUGUGGUUUGAGAUGAUUUUUACGUCGACGCAUCGAGUGCACACGAAACAGUUGAAUGUUUUCUUUUCAAGUGGCUCUUGUUACCGUGGGGUUUAAGCGGUUAGAGAAGGGGGGUGCAAUUGUGUAUUCGAAAAUAUUCUUCACUUUGUGUGUAAACUAAUUGCGCGCACAAACUGAAUGUAAAUAUGUGACUUAUCGACGAGGUUGUUACAAAAUAUACAAAAUACACACACACGCGCACACACACACAGACAUAAUGUAUUUAAACCUCGUCCGUAUAUACGCUUCUACGGUGGUGGGAGGCUAUCUAUUUUCAUUACCAGUAUAAUGGAAAUCCAGUGCCAAAUUAUAACGUGUAAUAUGUUAAUGUCUCUGUGUUUCAUCCGUUGUUAAAAUAGUGUUUACAAAGGCGGUGUUUCUUUUAUUCUUUGCUCUUUUCGGAAGCACGCCAUCGAUCAUGCGCUGUCACAUGACCCCUGCGGAGAGGAGGAGGGAACAUGAAUGUCAUUAUGCUCCAAAGCAUGCACUGAUUGUAAAUUAUAUUGCUUCAGCUCAACCAUGACAUUAUUGAUUAGCGUUACUCACAGAUUUCAUUGUUAUCAGAUUCGAUGUUGUAUGCGCUAUGUUGAUGACAAACGACAAACUUGGCUGCUUGCUGUAUUGCAUUAUGUAUUUAUUUACACCUGAUUGUUUGGACAGUGGAUCUAGUCUCAUCCGCUGUUUUAAAGGAACAAUCUUGGAGACUGUUGCUUUGUAGAUUUCUCUUUUCACCUGUAGCAUUUUUGGCUUCAUAUACAAAUACUCACUUUUGAAGGCAGUAAUCUAUUUGCUGA
This is a messenger RNA of Boleophthalmus pectinirostris (great blue-spotted mudskipper), 4101 nucleotides long. RefSeq names its product seizure related 6 homolog (mouse)-like 2 (gene sez6l2). Gene Ontology annotation, biological process: synapse maturation. The record is from RefSeq and is a predicted model, not a curated record. Gene Ontology annotation, cellular component: neuronal cell body; endoplasmic reticulum. Lineage: Eukaryota; Metazoa; Chordata; Actinopteri; Gobiiformes; Gobiidae.